ACAUUGAUGUCCCUCAACCUGACAAGAAGCUGAUCAUGAUGUACCUGACGAGUAUGUACGACGGGUUAAAGAACUACACACCAACCAGAGACAGGAAAAACAAGAAAAUACAGCUUAAGAUGGAAGUAGACGCGUACAAGGCCUCGUACUCUGAAAUCAUCUUGUACAUAACACAAGUAGAGACGAUUGUCAUGUCGAAAAUUGACAACGAAAACAAGCUGGAAAAUCCUCUAGAGGAGCAUAAGAUUGCACAGGAUCUCACCAGGGACACAACCAGUCACGUGAGCGACGUUAAUGACGUCACCCUCAAAGGUCAGCGGCUUAUCGAGGAUGGAAAGAUCAGUAAAAUGGAGCAGCAGGAAAUCAAAACGCAAAUCGAAACUUUGGAGGUUCGAUGGGAGAAGCUGGUGAUGCUUGUGUCACGCUACAGUAAACGUUGCCAAACUGCUUUAGUGUCACAAAAAGAACAAGAAAUACAGUUUUACUUCAUCUGGAUACGAGAAAGUAAAUAUCAUAUCAGUAGAAAAGGAGAAUCUAGUAAACUAGAAGACAUAACGAAAGACUUCGCAGAAAUAGAGAACUUAAUAUCAGAGAUUGAAACGAAACAGCCCGAGUUUGACCGUGAGCUGAAUCAAGCGAAGGAACUUUGCGGCGACGAGACGAUCGACGGUGAUGUCAAAAGAAGUCUAGAAGAGGAAACAAUCAAACUUGAGAGACAGUGGCACCAGCUGAAAGAAGAAGUGUUAGGAAAACAAAUACAGCUACAGAGGUCAUUGGAAUCAUGGCCAUCAGAGGAAGCAGUGACCUUAGUCCAAGACGUGAACAACGUAGAGUCCGCGCCCCCAAUAACCAUGGAUGGAGCCCCUGCAGAACCCAUGACAUACCAAGUACAAGUUAGAAGAUUGAAUAUUAAUGUUAAGAGCCCAGCUGUCAGUCCGCGAAAUGAGGCGGAGCAGAAGAAGAAGAUGCAGACGUGGAAGAGAAAACACAAUGAAACACGAGGAGCCAUCAACGAGUGUGAAAUCAUCGUCAAGAAAAUGAAACGUGAACACGACGUACAGUUAUUUUACGAUCAAUACCAGGAGUGCAACCAGAAGAUACGAAAAGUUGACCCAAUGGUUGUAGACACAGUGGAUCACGGCCAGAACAUCCUGAGAGACGAAAACAUGGAAAAGGACUACAAAGCUGAAGUAGAGCGAGACCUGGAGGAUCUUGUGGGAGACUAUGAUGAUCUAUUGAGAGCUGUAGACGAAAAGAAGAGCGAGAUGGACGAGCAGAUAAAAGACGAAGGGUCCAGUAAAAGAAAAAUGCUACAGAACUGGAAAGUAACGAGGGACGAACUGAAGCCCAAAAUUUCCAGUUGCUUUAUAGUACUACGAAACCUUAAGGCAAAAGAGGUCCCGCUGGAUCGGGUUGAACUCAAGCUGCACGCCGAGAAGAUAGAGGCUUGCCACCAGCAAGUGACGUCACUCGAACCGGAAGUGGAUGAUGUGAUUGACACCGGACAUAUUUUAUUACAAAUUCAUCGACUGGAUGAGAAUGAGAGGAGACUGGUUACCAGUGAUAUACAUGAAAUCGAGGACCAGUAUAGGACUGUUAAAGAUGACAGUACAGAACUGAAAAUGUGGAUCGACAGCGCAAUGAAAGAGGAAGAUUCCAAGACAGAAGAACAAUUGACGGAAUGGAGGUCAAAGAGAGAUGAUUUAAGAUCCCAGAUAUCAAAAUACUACAUCGUGUUAAAGGGUUUGAAGAAGAAUGGUUCUCCUUCAGAACCCGUUCAGCUGACGCUCCGCGCAAAGAAAAUUGAGGUGUGCUACCAGGAAGUGACGUCACUUGACCCGGAAGUGGACCGUUUCGUGGAUCAAAGUAAUCAGCUGCUUAAAGGCGGGAAACUAGAGGAGAAAGAGAAGGACCUGGUGAUUAGAGAUAUGAAGGACCUAGACGAACAGUACGAAGACCUAAGAAGAGAGAGCACAGAAAUGAAGAACGAAGUUGAGGAAUUGUUGGAGAACCAAGAGAAAAAACAACAUGACCUUCUGAAGUGGAGAGAAUGGAAACAAGAGAUCAAUAACAGGCUAGAUGACGUGCAGAACACUGUAGAAAAGAUCCAGUCCAGUAGCUCUUCAAAAAACUUGCAAACUGUAGAAGAGAGCCUUAUGCUAUCCGAGGAAUGUAACAAACGAGUAAAGAAGCUGGAACCAGAUGUUAAUUCUGCACUGGACUUCGCACAGCAGUUAAAGAAUGAAUGUCCGUUAUCUGAAGAAGAGAGAAGAGAGAUUGAGGAUGAUGUGGAUGAUAUACAGAUACGAUACGACAAGCUGAAAGAGGAUUCAAGCGAUCAACAUGAAUGGCUAGUUGUCUACCUCCAGGAACAAGAAACAGCUAAAAAGGACGAGCUGGAAAAAUGGCGGGAAACAAAGCAAAAUACUACUGAUUUGAUUGACAGAUGUCGAUCAAAGCUCGAUACAGUUAACACUGAUCCUGAUGUAUCACGUGACAUCGCCAAACAGAAUGAGAUAAUUAAGAAAUGCCAAGAAGACUUGCCCUCGAUUUUUGAGGAAGUUCAAUCAAGUCUAAAGCAAGCCAACUUACCCCUUGCUGAUGAUUUGCUGAGUAAAGAUGAUAAAGAUGAAGUACAGGCUGAUGCCGAAGUGAUAAGUAACAAGUUGAGAUCUUUACAGAGUCACAUCGAGAACCAAAAGACACGGCUUGACGAAUUGCUCAAGCAAAAGCGAUCAGAAGAAAAAGCAGCCAUGAAAGCGGAGAAGCUUGCAAAAUGGUCUCAGAUCAAGACGAAACUGCAAUCAUUCCUCGAUGACUUUCAGUUGAAGUUGAAAGACCUGAAGUCUUCAGAGGUGCCAAAAAAUAUUUCGGAGAUUGAAGAAAGAAUUAACCGAACAGCGGGAUUAUCUGAAGAGAUCCUGGCCGUGGUCCCUGAUAUUCAGUCUGGUUACGUUUACGGUAACGAGCUUUUGAAUGACAAUGAGAUAGAUGAACCGGAGAAGGACCGAAUAGAGAACGAGAUGGAGGUGAUGGGAGAUGGCUUCAAGGAACUUAGAAACGAUGUCAAUGACGAGCACAAGAGGUUAUCAGACUUGCUAGAAGAGAAGCGCAAAAUACUAGGAGGAAAAUAUGAGAUGUGGGUAGAACAGAAAGAAAAGUUAAUCGGUUUGCUAGACAACGCAAAAGAAGUAGUCAAGGAAAUGAAGUCGAAGCAAAGACCAAUAACUGCUGAAGAAAUACAUGAACAGUUGGAUGAAAGUGAGGAGGUGUUUCAAGAAAUGGCUCAAUUUCUUCCUCACGUGAAGGAAGGCCUGUCGUUUGGUAACCAGCUCCUUGAAGAUGAUGAUCUUAGCGAACAACACAAAGACAUCAUUGAGGAUGACAUAGAGAACUUGCAAAUUGGGUUUGGUGGAGUGAAGAAAGAAUUUGAAGACCAUCAGGAAUGGCUGAAGUCCUUGAGGGCAGAAGUGGAUGAAGUUACGCCGAUGCAACAGCAAGUCUCAGAAAGUGCAGUUGAUUUUGACUUAAGAGAUCGAGACAUGCCAGAUGAACACGACACACAAGUCUCUUCCACGACCGUACACAUGAAGCACCAACCCGGAGAACACUUGUUUGUUAUCAGACAAAAUGUAACCGCUGAUCAGUACUUACAGCUGUUGCAUGAUGAUAUGACACCCGAAGAAAAAUUUGAAGUCGAGAAACAAGAGAAGCUUCGACACUGGCGCGACUUAAAAGAAAGAAUAGAUGAGCUUCUGAAAAGACUUAUGGAAAAAUUGAACAGAAUCAAAGCUGCUGAUCCAAUAUCCCUGAAAGACCUCAUAGAACAGCAGGAAGACGCCAAGGAAUGCAAAGAGGAAGUCGAGGGUUCUGAGCCGAUGAUUCGUGAAUCCAUACGAUUGGGUAAUGACCUUAUCGACGAUGAUGACGUGGACGAGGCCGAGAGGGAAAGGAUCCGAGGUUAUAUCGCUACGCUGGAGAUCAAACUGAGAAACAUCCACCAACAGGCGAACGAUGAGGAAAAAAGGAUUGAAGAACUUUUGGAAAAACGUCAUCCAAGAAAAUUAGUCAAAGAAGAUGAUGUUGUGGAAGAAGAGCCAAUCGGACAGCAGUUCCAGGARCGAGAGCCAGACUGGGACGGUCUGUCAAAACUAGAUGACCAACUCGUAAAUGUGCCACCAUCUCCACUCAGACUCAACUCAGUUGACCAAACCGUUAACCUAAAGUUUUUCGAGAAAGGUACAGAUGAAUACAUCAUGAAUCUAGAGGACGAAAGAACUCCAGAAGAAAGACGACAAGCGUACAAUGAACACAAACUUGAUCGUUGGCGGGAAUGUGAAGAGAAGUUGGAAGAAUUUCUCCAGGAUCUAAAAGAGAGACUUGAGAGAGUGUCGGUGAAGCCAAGAGACAAAGAUGACAUCAAGAAGAAACUAAGAGAUGCUAAGGAAUGCAGGGAAAACAUUGAAGAACAAGAAGACGAGAUCGUUCGGUGUCUUGAUGUUUCCAACGACAUUCUCCAUGACGACAACAUCGACGAGAAGGAUAAAGAUGAGAUCAAGGCUUACAUUAGUGAGUUAGAGAUCCAACUGAAGAUAUUACACAGGCAGGCUGUGCACGAUGAACACAGACUUGAUAAUAUGCUGAAAGACAUACCAAGUGACCAAGGAAGCGGAGACUUCGUCGACGAAGAGUCCAUUGGCGUCCAUUACCGAGAGAGACCGGUUCUGGACAUAGAGUUCCCGGAUGAGGACAUGGAAAAGGAAGACGCUAUUAUACAUGCUAUGUUCGAGAGAAGCGAAUUUCCAGAAGACAUUUUCUCUACACUACACGAAGACAUGACACCUGAGGAAAGAAAAAUCGCUGAAGAAGAGAAGAAGCUUGAAAAGUGGAGAAACUGGCAGCAGCAAUUAGACAGUUUAGUUGAUCGUCUCAGCCAUCGUCUUAAUCGAGUAAAGUCAGGCAUGAAACCAAAAGACAGAAAGAGCUUGCACGAGCGGAAAGAUGAAGCACAGGAUUGUAAAGAAGAGAUCGAAGAAUCUGAGCCGAUGAUCAGAGAUGCUUUAGAUCACGCUGACGACCUCCUAGAUGAUCAACAUCUGGAUGAAAACGAGAAAGUGGAGAUAAGAGAAUAUAUCUCGUACAUGAGGACCAGGCUAAGAGAGCUCCACAAAGAUGCCUAUGAAGAGGAAGAAAGACUCCACGAGUUAUUGAUCGAAUCACACCCCAGCAAGUUUGAAAUACAAGAAUUCUUAGUCGAGGAGGAACCCGUCGAACAACAGUUCCACGCAAGAGAGGGAAUAGAUUUCCGAUUCGAAGAUGAUCAUAAUCACCAUGAACACAUUCAUCCACAUUUUUACAAGAGAGCCAAGGUGGAUAUCAAGUUUGAGGACGACGAAGACCAUGGAUUAGAGAGUUCCCACGAGGAGUUAAAGAAGAAAGAACCAACACACGAGGUCUUUACGCUGCUCUUCGAUGAUUUAUCUCCAGCAGAAAGAAAAGAGGCCGAAAAAGAAGAGAAAGUUGGUCGUUGGAGAGACUGGAAAGACAAGCUUGAUGAUCUUGUCAAUAGAUUGAAAAGUGUCGAAAGAGCCAACUCAUUAUUAUGUUCUGCGACUGCACGAAGACAUGACUCYAGAGGAAAGGCGCGAAGCUGAACAAGAAGAAAAACUAGAAGACUGGAGGAAAUGGCAAGACAAGCUGGACGGUUCCGUUGACAGAGUUAAAAGAAAACUCGACGAAAUAACAGAACAAGACACUCCUAAAGACAAAAAUGCCAUACGUGAACUGAGAGAUGACGCUACUGAAUGCAAAGAAGAAGUUGAAGAUUGUAGACCUCGUAUCACUCAAGCAGUUGAUUGCGCUAACGAACUCUUAGAAGACCAGGAGUUGGAUGACAACGAGAAGCAGAAAAUAAGACAAUAUAUUUCUGAUCUUGAGGUCAAUCUUCGUGAUGUGUAUUCCAGAGCGUGUGAAGAAGAAGAUAGACUUGACGAUUUAUUACAAGGAACACCACAUCAAGAGAAGACCAGAUACUCGAGGCCCAUUGCCCAAGAAGAGGCUAUCGAUCCUCACCACCGAGAGAGGCCUGGAGUUGACUUUAGCUUUGAUGAAGAAACCAGCGAUGAGCAUCCUGGGGAAUUCGUACAUUCAAUGUUCGUGGUCAGACAGCCAAUACAUCACUAUAUAUGGACAAUGGAAGAUGACUUGGAAGAUGGAGAAAGGCGCGAGGCCAAGAAAGAAGAAAAGCUUGAUCGAUGGAGGAACUGGAAGGACAAAUUAGAUGACAUGUUACGUCAUCUUCAAAGAAAACUGCAACGUGUACAGUCUACCCCAAAGAAUAGAAGCGAUAUACAAGAACAACAAGACGAGGCUAAGGAUAUCAAGGAAGAUAUUGAGGAGUCGCAGCCUUACGUCAGGAAGUCCCUGGUCUGUGCUAACGAGCUGCUUAAAGACGACGAUUUGAAUCAAGAAGAAAAAGAAAAGAUCAGAAAAUACAUCACAGAACUAGAGAUUCAGCUGAAAACUCUCUACAAGAAAGCCAACGAAGAACAAAAUCAGCUUGGAGAUCUUUUGGGUCGAUCGCCUCAUUCACAACAAAAGCCGGAAGAAAACAAAGUCGACGAAGAGCUUAUCAGUGAACAGUUCUCAGAGAGAGACGACUGGGAUUUGAUAUUCCACGAAGGAUAUGGCGAAAAAGAAAGGACGCCAGACAAAGAUACGACUGAAAACCUCAAAAUGCAAAGAUGGUUUGAAUAUCGUAACAGACUAAACGGCAUUUUAGACGAGGGUAAACAAGACUUGGAUGAGGUCAUAUCAGAGAAAACUCCAAAGACACAGGAAGAGAUCGACGAUCAGCUUGACAGAACAGAGGAAUUCAUGGACAGACUCGCUGAAGUCAUCCCAUUAAUUCAAGAGAGUUUUGAAUAUGGUAAUGAGCUUCUCGAUGAUGAAGAUCUCGCCGAGGAAGACAAGGACAUCGUAGAGAAAGAUAUGGAAAAUAUUGGUGCUGGUCUGAAGGACGCUAAGGCAGACGUCGACCAACACUAUCAGCGGCUGAAGGAACUAAAAGACCAGGAGGCCACAACAGAAGAUUUGAUUUCCAUAGAGCCUGUUGAAGUGGUUCAUGCUGAACCUUUCGAAGAUGACGCAGAUCGUUUAAGAAAAGAGGCUGAGAAAGAGAAAAAAAUGUCACGCUGGAGAAGCUGGAGAGAGAAACUUGAGGAACUUCUGAAUAGGCUAAAAAACAAGCUUGACCGAGUCAAUACGAGAGAUACCAUCAAUAGCAGGAAGGCACUUAAAGAACAGAUUCAUGAUGCCAAGGCUUGCAAACAAGAGCUUGAUAAGCCAAAGGAGGAAGUCCAAGAAGCUCUUGCCUAUGCUGAAGAGCUGACCAAUGAUAAUGAACUUAGUGAAAUGGAAAGAAUGGAAAUCAAAAAACACAUUUCUGAAUUCAACAUUCAACUGAAGACUCUACAGAAACAAGCAGACGACGCGAAUAUCCGACUGGAGUUGGAGCUCGAUCAGAUGGAUGCCGAGAAAUCCGACAAAUUUGCCAAAUGGAGAAAAUGGCGGGAAAAAGUUCGAGCCUUGUUGGACGACCUUCAGGGAAAGCUCUCCAAGGUUAAGAACACUAGGACCCCGAAAAAUCGCAAAGUUAUCGAAGAAAAUAUAGCAACAAUAAAGGAAUGUGAAGAAAGUCUCCAGUCGUCUGCCCCUGAGAUGCAGUUUGCUCUGGACUAUGGGCGACAGCUUGCAGAUGAUGACAUCUUAAGCGACAAUGAACAGAAAACAGUCAAACAAGAAACACAGAAACUCGACAAAGAGCUGAAUGAACUCAAAGUCGGCGUUGAAGAACAGAAAACAAGAAUGUUCCAUGCUGCUGAACAGUUUGAUUCACAAAGAAUAAACAAGCUUGAGAAAUGGAACGUAAAGAAGCGAACAUCUCGACUGUUACUCGAUAGGAUUCGAACUAAAGUCGGCGCCCUGAAGUUCAAGCUCAAACCAAGGAAUAAAAAUGAGAUUGAUAACCGAAUGGAUGAGCUUCAGGAUUGUGAGGAAGAACUCGAAGCUGUGGAGGUUGAAGUCGCUUCGUGCAUCAACAGUGGCCACGCGUUGUUAAGUGAGAAUAAUUUAGAUAAAGACAGUUCGGAUACCGUUAGAGAUGAUGUGGACCAACUUCAAGAGGAUCUGUCCAAACUGAAAACUGAAAUAGAUAACCAAAAAGGGAUGCUGAAUAAACUUUCAGAAGAAGAAGAUGAAAUCAAGAAGGAAAAGACUGCAAAAUACCGCGACUGGAGGAAAGAAAUCCAAGAUCUUAUUGACAGCUUAAAAGAUAAAUUGAAGCGCUUGAGGGCAACCGAGAAAAAGGACCCCAAAGACAAGGACGAGAAGAAAGAAUGCACUGACUUAGCAAAGACUUGAGAGCAUGUACGAACAGCAGCCAUCAAGUGAGAACGACCAUCCCUUAAUGGAAGAAUGGCGGGAAAGAGUUAGGAAGGUUAACUUAGGACUGGAAGUAGCUGAAGAUAGACUUGAUCAACCCAGUGAACUGAAAAACAGAAACGAGAUCAAGGAACGCCUGGAAGAUAUCAAGGAGCUGAACAUUGGCUUUGCGGAAUCAGAACCACAGUUCUUAGAAACCGUCGAUCUUGGCAAAGACUUGCUGGCAAAAGAUGAUGUACCGGAUGAAAACAAAAUGGAGAUCAAAGAAGAUCUGGUGUUGAUGACAAAAAGAUGGGGCGCCUUCAAAACCAAAGGAGAAGACGAAGAGGACAGGCUCCAUGAGCUACUCAUUGCCACCUCAGAAUUUGAUGACUUGGUGACCUGGCACGAGCGCUGUGACGACAUGCAGGCCUGGAUAGACGACACCUUGUCUCUGUUAGAAACUCGUCCCGUGUCUCUAUCGGCUUCAUUUGGACACAUGAAAAGACAACAGAGUGUGACAGAGGACGUGUUACAAGACUUGGUACAGAAACAAGUCGAAGUCAAUACGAUCAUCGAUGAAGGCAACCAGCUAUUGGACGAUCCUUCGUGUGGAACUGACGAGAGAAAAGACAUACACGAUAAGAUGAUGAAGCUGCAUGGGGACUGGAACAGACUGUCCAUAUCACUGACUGGGAGACAGGAGAGCAUUCAAGAUGCUCUUGUCCAGCUCGAACAACAACACAAAGACAUGGCAACAACAUGGAGGAAGAAGUAUGGUCCGUUAAGGAAGUGGAUCAGCCAGGCACAGUCCAGACUGAAUGGGGAGGAGUUUUCUAUUGCACCUGAUCUUGACUCGGUCAAGAAACAACGCAAGGACAUCGAGAAAUUCCAAGCCGAAAAGUCAUCCCACACGUCAGAAGUGAACGAAGCACUACAAACGGCUGAGUCCGUACUGAAAGGACCACAAGUGGACGAGGAGCAAAAGACUGUGAUACAAGGUGAAAUGCAGGAGCUACAGCAUGGAUGGGAAGAACUCGACGAAUCCUUGACAUGGAAACAAAACAGAAUUGAGGAUACGAUCAGAAAGCUUGAAAAUCAACGGGAAGACAAACUUCGUAAAUGGCAAGAAGGAUUACAGCAAGUGAACACGUGGAUCACCAAGACAUCCGAAAACAUCAAACCAGAACCAAAACUAGCAAACGAUGUAGACUCGGCUUACGACCAGAUCGAUAAUCUACAGGAUUUUGUUCGUGACGCGCCGAUCUAUCAAGACAAGGUGACAAACCUAAACGAGUUCAGCAGUAACUUACUAGCAGAUCCCUGCUUGGGUGAAGACGAAAGGCUUCGAGUACGAAACGAAAUGGCCGACUGCAACAAACGGUGGAAUGAAUUUGUGAACCUGGCUAAUGCCAGACAAUCCAGGCUCGAGCAUAACCUCGGAAAGCUAGAAAAAGAUCAAGACGAUGAUUUUAACCGCUGGACAAUUCGUUCGGGCCGAGCCUCUGAACUCCUCGAUAAAUUUGAAAGCAAGAUGCCUACAGUUGAUGAACCACUGGCCACACAGCUUGAAGACGUAGAAAAGCAAGAGCGAGAAUUUGAUGUUUUCGCCAACCAAGUAGACUUGAAUGAAACACAAAUGGGCGAGACGUUUUCUUUAGGACAAGACAUCAUCAGUGACAGUAAAUACUCUAAAUCCAGGAGAGACGGCGUACAGGGACAGCUAAACCUGUUAACCUCAAGAUGGGACAGAAUCAAAGACUUUGUGGAUCUGAGGAAAGGAAGAUUGGCACAGACUGCGAAACGUCUACGUGAAAGUCGUCGAAAGAAGCUGGAGGACUGGGAAUACAGGUCCGGCGAGUUUGAUAUAUUUCUAACGAACUGUGAACGAGAUAUUCGCUCGCCUGACACCAUUAACGGUGACUUGACAAGCGUUAAAAAACAGAUGGAAGACUUCAAGAUUGCAAUGUCAAAGGUUCGUAGCCAGAAACGCAAAGUGUUUGAAUACGGGCAGUAUACCGAUGAGGUCAUCGCCGACCCGAUCAUGGACAACGUGUCACGUGACCAUAUCAAGAUUGAAAAGGAGGCACGCAUUGAUCGAUGGGGUCACAUCGAAGACAUGAUGAACAACCAACAAGCAAGACUGAAAGAAAAGUUACAAGAAUUACAGAAGGGUCAAGCUGAGAUGGAUGGAUGGAACACACAGCUCGUCAAUGUACAAACGAAGAUAAAAAACCUUGAAGAAUUGAGCUCCGAACCAAUAGGAAAAGACCCUGAUGCCAUAGAAAAACAGAAACGACAAAUGAAGAAAGCUAACCAAGAGAAAGAUUCCCUUGACUCACAAGUAUCUGACUUCCUGACGUACUCCGAAGACCUGAUGGAUAAACCAGGCAUCAGCACUGAAGAUCGACGCCACAUCGAUAGACAGUGCGACGUGCUGGAACUAAGAUGGCAUAAAGCAAAGGGAGAACUUGAACGCAGAGACAAAAGCUUGGAAGAGAAACAAGAAGGACUAAACAAGAGACAAAAGGCUCUUUUCUCUGAGUGGCAGACACGAAAGACCGAAGUAUCUGUGUGGAUUGCUGAUAUGGAACAACGAAUCAAAUCCCUGGACACGGUAGCACCAGAUGUGGAUAAAACAAGGAAUCAGUACCAAGAACUGAAGGAUAUCCAAAGAGAAGUCACCGUCUACGAGAAAGAAGUUCGCCGACUGGAAGAUCUUGCUGAAACAAUGAUAGAAGACCCGGGCAUUCACGCUAACGAGAAGGGACUGGUGACUAGUGAGAAACUGUCAAUCAGAGAACACUGGGAGUCACUCAACACCAAGGCCCACAACGUACAACGAAAGCUGGAUGACAGAGUGCGAGUACUUGAGAAUGAACAGAAUAGAAAACUACAAGAAUGGAGACAAAAAAGCGCUCCUUUGGACGACUGGAUAAAUGACGCCGAGACGAAAGUUGAGUCUUACGACCCUAUAGCUUACGACGUCAAGAAUGUACAGCAGCAAAACAAAGAAAACGAGCUGAUGUUAAAAAGUCUUCACAAAAAGCAACCAAAGUUUGACGAAGUCAUCGAUUUUGGUAACGUCCUGCUGAAGGGUACACACAUUGCACGAGAUGAUCGCAACAAGAUACAAGAUGAUAUGGAGUCUUUACAAGAACGUUGGGAAAAUGUUGACGAUAUCGUUGCUAAGCGACAUGACGACAUCCAAGUCCGGCUGAAAGAACUCGAAGAAGAAGAGAAGGAAAGAAAGAAGAAAGACGAAUUCGAAAGAAAACGACGAGAGGAGGAGAGAAGACAAAAAGAAAUCGAAAAACAGAAGGCAGAAGAAGAAGAAAGAAAGAAACGAGAAGAAGAAGAAAGAGAACGACUAGAAGAAGAAAGAAGGAGGAAAGAGUACGAGGAAAGAAUAAGAAAAGAAGAGCUCAAGCGACAAAGAUUAGAGGAAGAAAUAAGAAAAAGAGAAGAGGAGGAUGAAAGAAAACGAAGAGAAGAGGAAGAAAGACGAAGAGAAGAAGACGAAAGACGAAAAGAAGAAGAACGAAAGAGAAAGGAAGAAGAAGCUAACAAGUACAUCCAAAUGACUUACGAACCUCGAAUCUCGAUACCCUUUGAACAAGAAGUCAUGCUUCAAAGCGAGCCACAACUCGAGUCCUCACCAGACCAAUGGCAAGAUUCCUUUGCUGAAGCAGAAGCAGAAAGUCGAGAGAGACUGGGUCUAUGGAGAGAUGACGCCGACUCAGUGCGUCGAUGGAUAAAACAACGAGAGCCGACGCUAGAUGACGAGAGUGAUAAUGAGGAUCUUGUUGGUUUAAAAGAACAAAGAAAAGGACUUACGAAACUGGAAAACGAGUUAGUCGAGUAUCAACCUACCUAUGAUGACAUCAGCAGGAGAUCCGAGUUGCUGGCCGAAGACCAGUUCCUGAGCGAUGAGGACAAGCAAGCUCUGAAUGAAGAUAUGGAGGACGUCAAAACACGAUGGGACAACRUGGCCAACGUUAAAGAACAGAAAAUGAAAAGGGUGGAAAACAGAAUUAGUCAAAAGGAAAAGAGAAAACUAAACGAUUUGAUUGACUGUCGAGCUGAUAUCAAGAACCUGAAUGACUGGAUUACUAACAAGAAUAACCAGUUUGACAGGUUAAGCCCAGUAGCCGAUGACUUACCAACCCUCUUGAAACAACGAGACGAACUCAAGGAUUUCUCAAAAGAUAUCGCAGAUCACGACCCUAAAUUCACCGAAUGCAUCCAAUCAGCUCACAAGCUAUCCAAAGACCCCGCCCUGUCGAAGGACGAAAGUGACGUCAUCCAAAAAGAUGCUGAAAAAUGCGAAGAAAGAUGGGAUGGGCUCAACGAGAAAGUACGACAACGUGUAGAAAGUAUUGUCGAACAAUUGCCUCCACUGCAAAGGAAGCAAAAGGAACUUCUUGGCGACUGGGACGACAAGCUCGACAGGUUUAAAAAAUCCAUAAAGAAAUCCUACAAUAACCUCGAUGAACAGCGAGCGAAGUGGCCCUUGAAGGAGGAUAAGCUUGUUUCGUCGGUUGACUUGACAGACGAAUUGAUUGAAAGAGUUGAUCAAAACGAAACUGUUGAAUGGAGACCAACUGUAGAUACGUCCAAUGAACAACUUGCUAAAAUACGCGUUAAGUUACAGAGGAUCCAGCGAGACAAGAAGAACCGCAAAUGGUCUUUCAUCGAAGCGAUCAAAGGAGUAUUUGGCUUUGGGCGCAAACCAAAGAAAACAGGCAUAAAUCUUGACAGCCUGAUUAUCCAAUUUGAAGAACACGAGGAUCUAAUGCAAGAGGUGUCGUCACUUCAACGACCAGCCAAUGAGAUCGUUGAUUCUUGUAACACAAUCACCGCCAGUCGUGACGUAGAAGAGCAGAACAUCAUGAAGGUGGAUGGAGAGAUGCGCGCUGUGAAUGCGCAGUGGAAUACACUGAACUUUAAAGUUAUUGAAAGGGAAAAUAGGCUUGAACUGCUGGCAAAGGAGAUCGAAGAUGAGUACCAGGAAUUUGACGCUUGGAGAGAGAAUUGUGAGACUAUGAACCAGUUCCUUAAAGAAUGCGAGCGGCUACAGAAGGACGAGGAGAAGAUUGGUACCGAUGUGGAGACGCUGCAAGCGCAAAUUAAAGACUGUCAGGAAUUCAAAAAAGAAGUAGAUGAAUACACACCUCAAGCUGAUAAGGCGUUCGAGAAGAGUCAAAACCUGAUAGACAGUGGUAGACUGGACAAAGCUGAUAUGGAUGGAGUAGAAAAGACUAGAGAUGUGUUGCAGAAUCGAUGGAAAGGCAUCAAUGAACGUAUGAAAACUAGACAGGACAAUUUGGAUGCAGCUCUCCUUGAGCAUCUAAAGAAGGAUUCAGAUAGUCGCCUGUGGAAGUGGAGAGAUGAUUCGCUGAAACUCGAACACACUCUAACUGAUGCGCACCGGAAGAUCAACAGUGAUGUGGACGAGACGGAUUUUGUUGCCAUCAACGAGAGCGCGGAACAGCUGCAGUCACUCGAAAGCGCAGUAGACGAUGUCUUUAACGAGCACAUGUCGAACAUUUCCGACUCUGGCAAGGAUCUGGUCGGACAGAAAACCCUUGACUCUCACGAAGAAGGCGAAGUUCACCAUGCGUUAGACUCACUCAAUAAACGCCUUGGUGACAUCGAGAAAUCUGCUCAAGAAAAGAAAACAAAGAUCAAAAAUGCAUCUAGUAAAUACUUCCAUCGUUCCCUGUCGAAUAUGUCUUUUAAUGCCAAUGAAAUAGAGGAGAAAAUGGAAAUGGAAUUUAGUGAUGUUGGUGCUGAUGUCGGAGAAGUGCAGAAACAAUUAGCUAAUCUACAGUCAUUAGAAGAUCAAAUGACCGAACAAGACAAAAAACUUGAAGAACUGAAGAUCCAGCUGCAGGACAGCAAGACGAAAGGACUGCUUCACGACGACGACGAACAACAGAUCCUUGACAAGAUCAGUAAACUAGAAAUAACCAUGGACAGAGUAAACACUGCUCAUGAUGAAAACAAGAAAAGGUUGACGCAGACCUUGAUCGUCCUGCACGAAGAGUUGAUGGAAGAGAUUCACGAUUGGUUGAACGAUACAGAGAAACAAGUAGAUUCGAUUCAAGCUAAUCAGGAUGAUAUCGCGUCGUUAAGAGAAGAACACACUAACCAUAGCGAAUUAAAGGAAGAGAUCGCAUCGUUCGAGCCAACCUUCAACAGAGCCAUUUCCCUCAGCAGAAAACUACUCAACGAUCAAAUAGUCGAUUCUGAACGAGCACAAAGCUACGAAAACGAGACAAAAAACCUAAAUGAGAGAAUGGAAGUCGUCAACCUGAAAACCAUGGACAAUGGGACAAAACUGUCCAACGGGUUUGCUAUGUACUUGACAACCCGUCUCGACGAUGCUGAAGUGUCACUCACGCGCGCGGAGUCCAAACUUACACCGGAUGACAAAGGCUACGUGGAUUUGGAGUCUGCGAAGAAACAGUUGGAUACCAGCAAGGCGUCAUUGGGUGAAAUUACGGCAGUCACGAAAGAAGUAGACGACAUUGUUGAAGAAGCUAAUGCUUUAGUUGAUGAUGGAUACUUCAAGAAACACGAACAGGAACACUUUAGAACAAGAAUCGAGAAGAUUGCGUCCAGAAACAAAGAAUUGGGUGAACAGGCGAAUAAAGAAUAUAAGAGACAAUUCGACACGUACAUUGUUCUUCUGAGACAACAUCUUGGUAAAAUGGACAUAUGGUUAAACAAAGCCGAAGCUCGAAGAAAAGCCACAGGUGAAAUCCAAUCAGGCUACGACAGGGUUAAGAAACAACUAGAAGAACAUCAAAAAUUCCAAGACGAGAUUAGAGAACAUUCGAUGGUAACCCUCAUCCUAGAACUUGAUAUCACCGACCCUGCUGUCAACGAGAGCGUACAGACACAAAUCAAAAUACUAAGCGAACGAUGGGCUUCGUUAUGGCGAUGGUCAGAAGAAAGAAGAACUCUUAUGUUGAAGUUAAUGAAUAACUGGCAGAAGUUCCGAGAUGAGCAGCUUGUGUUGUUGAACUGGUUGUCAUCGAAGGAAAAAGUGUUGAAGGAAAUGGGAGUCACGGAUCUGUCAAACGAGGAAGAAGUCACACAACAGCUGGAAGUGCUCAAGAAAAUGGAGAAACAGUUAGACGAACAAGGACUGCGAUUACAGAACCUACACAAGGCGGGUGACGAACUGCUGAAGGAUGUAGAUGAACAUGACCAGGCCAGUAAGGACAUCAAGGAUCAGCUAAACGAGUUUGAUGAAUGUUGGAAUAGCAUCGCUAAACAAGUCAUAGACCGAGUACAAUCGCUCGAAACUUCCCAAAACAAAUUAAGAGAGUUUCGUCUCGAGAUGGUUGUAGUGAAUGAAUGGAUGGAAGAGACAGAGCAGAUAAUCAGUGGCUUCCACAUCGAUAUGGACCCCGAAGAAGCCACAAGAUUACAGGGAAAACUAGACAUAAAAUGUGAUGAAAGGUCCAAAUAUCAAACAAGAGUGGACCGAAUCAACAGACACGGCAAAGAUCUUCAGGGUACCGUAGACCAGCCGUCAUACGAAGUGAUUAACGAUGAACUAGAACCAUUCAACAAACGAUGGACCAAAGUAUCUGAACAAAUAGAAAACCUCAGCGACAAAGGCUACCCAACACCAGAAAACGAGUGUUGCUUUAUUAGAAUCCUUAGACGAAAACUAGGAAUAUGUCAUUGAUGACGUCAUUAUAUAACGUCACUAUUACCAUGGUGAUCAAAGCACUCGCAUAGCGUAACUAAGUCUGUGACAUUUUCUGGCAAGUUUUGAUAAGAAUAUGUUGAAAAAGAAAUGAUAAAAUUCAAAAGUUGAACUUACGUAAAAAUGGAAAUUAUAUAAAGUAACACCCUUAUCUUGCGUGACAUCUCGUGGGUAACACUUCUUUUAAAGCGAGACACAAAUUGUGUAAUUAUUCACGCACUGUGUUAACUAAUUAGCUUAAACGAAAAUUGCGUACGCUAUUGCUUAAAAUACGCCAGUUUCUCACAUCAAAUUGGACACAAAUUAAUAUCAUAAAAAAAACGCACAAACAUCAUAGUAAGCUGCAUUAUAUUUAUUAGUUAUUAAACAUACUACUGUCUUGUUCAUGUAUUUUCAAGAACUACGUCGAGAGCGCUCUCUAAAGAAUCAAUAUUUGUUAAUAAAAUUUGCAUUCAAAACGAA
Actinia tenebrosa (Australian red waratah sea anemone) is the source of this 16609-nucleotide messenger RNA. RefSeq lists its product as uncharacterized. NCBI's taxonomy places the organism in Eukaryota, Metazoa, Cnidaria, Anthozoa, Actiniaria, Actiniidae. The record is from RefSeq and is a predicted model, not a curated record. Gene Ontology annotation, molecular function: protein binding.